AUGGCUCCCCGUUCUCCGUCCCUCUCAUUCGAGCCCACCCCGGCCCUCGAACAUGACCCAGACAACUUUUCUCCUCUUAAUCCUCCCCGGACCAAUAGCUUCUCCUUGGAUCCCAAGGAAGUUCGCUUUUCAGAUCCUCCCUCGAUGCCAAUGACAGGCCGCCACUCGGUAGCGACGACAAAUCCGCCUCUCCUGCCCGCAGUACCUUCUGCCAGUCAACUACCAAAGCAUGGCUUUCAAAUCGCGAACCCUACGCCGCAAGUGGACAUCACGGAGUACAUGGAGCACUGCCGGUUGUGGAAUACGCGGCUCAGACAGACCCACGAAAGCGAGCGAAGAGCCUGGGAUAUAGAACGAACUGCGCUGAAAGCUCGUAUCGGCGAAUUGGAGCAGAAACUCAACAAGAGCAGAGACCCUAAGAGGAGAUCAAGUAAUGAUUCGUCUUCCGCGAGCCUUCGCUCUUUCAAGUCAGACUUUCCGCUCUCUGGGGUUAAUGGGAAACACCGCUCUCGAAUCUCUCCCGAACCCACCAUUGCAGAACCGCCGGUCUGGAAAGGUCCUGAAUCCACUCCGCCCGUUACCAGAGUCUUUGCCAGCGAGGACGAAGUGUUUCAUCUACCCAGCAUCUCGGAGGAUGAGGCCAUGCCCGCCCUGUCCAAGGAGGUCUCGCCGACUUCGGGAGGCCAAGAGAAUAUCCCGAUACCAAUCGAACAGGUCGAUAGCACCCUGGAUGGCAUCACCAUCAAAUCGGCCGCCUUGACGUCUUCCUUCGACAAGGAGAUCGCCAGUCCGCAGUUCGCUAGUCCCGCCCUGUCACCUGUCCCCCACACCACCAAAGAGGAGCCUUUCAGACUUGACGUCAACUCUCUCAUCUCGCCGCUGGAUGAGAAAUUGAAACGACACGCUGGUCAUACACCCAUGGCGUUUGAUGGCACUCUGUCCUCGGAUGUCGCCAGUAGCGCGUUGACUCCGAAGCAAGAGGAGCCUCUUGCUCCCGCCCCCACCACGCGGCCUCCGCUCCUUCCCGCGGAAAACACCGAUUCUUACUUUUCGUUCUCUGCCACCGCGGAAAAGGGAAAAGAGAACCCGACAGUAGAAGAAGAGCCGGAGCCGGAACCAGAGCCGGAGAUAAUCUACGAAACACAUCAGGAUCCAGCGCUGAAAGGACCACUCAUGCUUGAUCCCAACGCUAAAUCCGUGGAAUCCGUUGCGUUCUUGAACAUCCUCGAUGGUAAGCUCAUCGAAGAAAAAGUACACCAAGACAAGGCCGAGUCGAGUUUGUCAGGGACCGUCGAGGAUGGACAGGAAGCGAGUGGGCAACAAGGAGAGUCUUCUGCUAACAACGACGACGACAUGCCAAGGUUGAGAAUGAGAAACAGCGUCAACUUUGGAAGUGCAUGGGGUCGCAUAUAG
Messenger RNA from Fonsecaea erecta, 1413 nucleotides. RefSeq lists its product as hypothetical. The record is from RefSeq and is a predicted model, not a curated record. The coding region runs from base 1 to 1413 and encodes 470 amino acids. Lineage: Eukaryota; Fungi; Ascomycota; Eurotiomycetes; Chaetothyriales; Herpotrichiellaceae. The transcript has a single exon.